AGGUGGUUAGGUAUUCGCCUCGAGGCUAUUGGAAAUUUCAUAAUAUUCUUCACGGCAUUGUUUGGUGUGGUAGGACGUGAUGGAAUCGAAAGUGGUCUCGUAGGAUUGUCCAUAACCGUUGCUUUGGAGGUAUGACCCAUUUAAUCGACGAAUUUUCUUUAAAUUGAAGAAUUACUUUUCACGCCUCACAAACGUAAUUGUUGCGGUGAUCGCUAUUUGGACAGUGUCUUUUUCAGAUCUACUGUGUUACACUCUGGUUAAAAUUACUGGUUAAACGCCCUGGUUAACCUAGAAAUAACCUAUAUUUGGGUUAAUUAAUCAAUAACCUAAAUGUGUUUUUCAGAAAGUUCCUUCUUCGAAGGGUUCUUCUUAGCUAUAUAUGGAUGUGUUUAAGAAAGAGGGUUUUCCCUCGCAACCAAACUAAGACAAUGCUUGGCGUAAGAGGACUGAGUUUGUCUUGCGUUCUAUAUGCUGCAUGUACAUGUAAAUCAAGAUUUUGUUGGCAUCUCACCCGAUUGAACAAUAGUUGAAGGGUUUUGUAGAUGGAAGCUAUCGAGAGUAAAUUUUAUAUACUAUUUAAAAAAAUCAUUAAUAAUUCACGAGGAAAAUACAAAAAAAAUGAAUGUUUAAUCAAUGUUUGUAAAUCGGAUAAAGAUUUGUCGUGAUUUACAUAAACUUCAGCUUUGAUUUUCUCGGCUUAGACAAUGUUUAUUUUUAAAAUUACUUCGCCAAUGAACUCAUAGGAUGGGUCAUUUUGUAAGUACGCCUUCGGCUCGAGUUUGUAUAUCGGAUACAGAUCGGCUGCUCAUGUUUUAUCUUGUACUUAAAACACGAGGACGCACAAGCACGGACUGCGGGUGUUUUAAAUGCCUUAAAAAACAAUGCAUCUUAUGAGUUUAUUGGCGAAGUAGUUUUAAAAAUAAACGUUGUCUAAGUCGAGAAAAGUAGAGUUGCAUUUUUCGCAGCUGUUCCUGCAUGGUUAGGUCUAAUAAGUGUUUAUUAAAUUUACACUCGAUAAUUUCCAUCUACAAAACUCUAUGUACUAUACUAUAUGAAUCAGUCUUUACUGAUUGUAGAUUGACACUGUAUUUAUAUAGUGCACGCAACUAAAUGUUGCCCGUCCACUAAAGCACUACCUUGCGGAGGAUGAUGUGUCAAUUUGACAUUUUUAAAUAUUCUGUAUUGCACAGGUAACACAGAGUCUUAAUUGGUCAGUUCGUAUGUCAAGUGAGUUGGAAGCUCGUAUUGUUGCGGUUGAAAGAAUUAAUGAAUACUCCAAAGUUGAACGAGAGGUAUUUUGUUAUUUUUAUGGUUGAGUUUCCAUAAAACGUAGACAUGUUCCAAGUUUCUCUUUCCCUCUCUUCUCCGUAGAAAUAGAGAGGUUUAGAUUUGACUAUUUCUCACUGGCUUAGUACGCGCAUCUGGUUGGUUAACCGGAGGGAGAGUUCAGUUGUUGAUUCAUGUUUCUAUUCUAUACGUCUAAAGGUCAACGUUGCACCGCCUCUCUCUCGGCCGGACAUGCCGACUGUCUGAACGGUCGGUCGGUCAAUUUGUUGGUCGGUCAUUCAGUUUAUCAGCUACCCGCGGAAUUAGAAUUAUAGUACUGCAUAAAGUCUUGUCUGUCCGUCGUGUUUCUGUUUUCAGUCUGGCUGCUUGUGAAACUCGUCUAACAUUUUUGACCUCAAGCCUAGUUUAUAUCAGAACUAGCUGAAAAAGAUAAAGAAGACAUGACGAGUCAAGGGAAAGCUGCAAGUUACUGAUGCAGUGGUGUAACUUAGCGUUUCCCCCAGACUAUACAAUGAUGGUUAAUCAAUCCUUGAAUGAUUUGCUUCAAAGUUUGUUAAUAUAUAUGUGAGGGCAAAACUAGACCUCAUGGCAAGUGAAAUGCAUUCCGGGCAACCAAUUUUCAUGUCCAACUUGCCCUGGGGCCGGUUGUUCGAAAUGAAGAAAUGUUUCUUUAGAAAUCUUGUCUGAAUCGAUAGGAGUUUACUUCUCUGACGUUUUGAGAUAAAUAGACGUGCAGAAAUAUACACCAACCAAAACAGCGGGUUAAAUUUUAGCCGAGGGUUAGCGCUAACCCACCUUUGAACAACUGGCCCCUGAUUGCAAGUGGUAAGAAUAGUUAAGUUGCACCACAGGGAUAGAUGAAGGGCUUUGUUUGAAAUGACGACGUUUUUUACUCUUGUUUCAGAUAGUCGAGGCCUAACCCACAAAAGUUUAUUGUAGAAUACCUCUCUCCUCCGCAGAUCCUCCUUAAGUAUUUACAAAUAACUUACAUGAAGUUUCCUGAAUAAAAGUGAGUGCGCGCGGUGUGGUGGGAAGAUUGAAAUGAAGUUGGGGACGCUCUGCCAGAUAAUGCGACGAAGUAUGGUUUUUGAACCAAACUAGCUGUUUGACCUUUUUUUAAACUUGAAAUCGACGGAAAUGUGAAAGAAAUUGAAAUGAAUCUUCAUAAUCUGAGUAUCGAAGUUCAAUAGAGUCAUUUUUAUAAAGAAAUGUUGCAAUUAAGAGGAUAUUUAUAAUCAGAUAGCUCGUAUCCAUUGAUAUUCGUUUGCAAUUUCUCAAUAUUUUUCGAUGCAAAUGGACAGAAGAAGAUAUUGAUAUUGAAUUCACCCAGGAUACUCAAGUACGCCUGAAAAUGAAAGUCGAAAACAUGUUUUAACACCCCUGAUGGUUGAUCGAACAUCGCUACAAACGAUUAUAUACGACGCCAUAUUGAUUGCAUUGACUCGCAGAGGCUUCCUUUAUUUAGCUCUUCCCAUCACUCCUUGCGCGCUCACUUUUCCCUCACUAGAAACUUCAUGUAAGCCUCUGCGGAGGAGAGAGGUAGAAUACUAUACUUAUACUGGUCCUUUAAUUUCCCAUAGGCGGACUGGAUCAAUGAAGAGUGUCGUCCUCCAGAGGCGUGGCCAGAUAAGGGUGUGAUUGAAUUUGAAAGAUUUGAUCUCAGAUACAGAGAGAAUCUUGAUCUUGCUCUGCGUGGUAUCGAGUGUGAGAUCAAACAAGGAGAGAAGGUAAGUAUUAACAUACACGUUGCCCUAAGACCAUUUGACUUGGAAUCUCGAUAUGAAUAGUCCUAAGAACAUCUUUUAUAACUGGAGCAAAUUUGACAUAGAAUUCAAAAACUCAAUAAUUCAUGAGAAAACACAAAGAAGAAUCAUAAGCGUGUCGUACAUUUAUAUGUGAUAGAAAUUUCCUCUGAUUGUAUUGUAUUGUAUUGUAUUGUAUUGUAUUGUAUUGUAUUGUAUUGUAUUGUAUUGUAUUGUAUUGUAUUGUAUUGUAUUGUAUUGUAUUGUAAGUUUUAAAGUUUUGAAAUACACAGAAGUGCAGAUGUACCCAAAACGAAACCGCGUGUUAAAUUUUAACCCAAGGUUAGCGCUGAUCUAUAGCUUUGAACAACCGCCACUGAACAUGAAUUGAAAUCCUAGGUUGGUAUAGUGGGACGUACAGGUGCCGGAAAAUCAACAAUGACGAUGGCGUUAUUUCGAGUGGUUGAAUCCGCUGGAGGAAGAAUUGUUAUUGAUGGUAUUCCUAUAUCACAGCUUGGUGUACAUGAUCUGCGUUCAAGACUUACCAUCAUUCCUCAGGUAGAUGAUAGAAGAAAAAGAAUGAUUACCGUAUUUCCUCUAUUUAGUCCGCUUGGGGUUUUUUGCGGAGGCUUUAAAAUGGUGGCAAAAUGAGGCUGGGGUCUUUAUACUUAAGAUACUUAAGGCCCGGUCACACUACACAACGAUAACGAUACGAUAAAUUGUAAACACACGAUAAUUGGAAAAACAUUGUGUUAGUGUCCACACUACAACGAAAAUGAUAAAAUUAUCGUUAUCGAUAACGAUUUUAAAAUCGCUCACCCGAGCGAUUUUUUUUUCAGUCUGACGAUAACGAUAAAUUUUUGACCAAUCAGCGCGCGUGUACAAGUUAUCGUAUCGUUAUCGGACCUGGGCUUUAGAAGAUGACAAAACUUCGGUAGACAAAGAAGCAAGAUUGCAUAGUAUCUACACUGGCACCCACCAUUUAAGAUUAUACUCAGAGGAUGGCCUGACAGUGCCUGGUCGUACCAAGGCCCCUUUUUGGAGCAGGCAGAUUAAAAGGAAAAACUCGAACAUCGAUUGAGCCACUUCGGACGUUUCAACAAAAAACAAGACAUAUUACUCUGACGUUUACAUUAUUGUUCCACAUUAAAUAAACACAAGUCGUAUUUAUAGAAUGUUCAAUAGUGUUUACACAGUUCUUUGUAGAAUGUUACAGUCGAUUUCACAAAAUGUUGCAAACCUCGUUCAUAAAUUCGAAACUUUCAAAAUUCGAAUUAAAAUUCAUAAGCUGGUUUGUAAACAAAGCCUCUGAUUGGCUCAUGAAUUAAAAGAAGCCAAUCGAAUGCUUGGUUUACAAAUUGGUUUGUGAAUAUUAUUAUGAACUGUGGAACUUCGCAACAGAAUUGGCGAACUUUUAGAUCUGAACGAACUUCGAAAGAUUUUGGAAAACGUUUUGUGAAAUCGACCGUAAUAAUGUUCGUAUUUCUCACUGAUUUAUGAUGAAUUUUGUUCAAAAUAUUUUGGGAGUUAAGCAGCAUUUGAAGUACUAUUUAAAAAACGAGCGCGCAGCGCGAGUGGCUUUAGACCUAAUAAAACACGACCUGCGAGUUUUUUAAAUGGCUUCAAAAACGGUUGCAUAAUAAGUCAAAUCUUUAUAUAAAAAUCUUUAUAUAAAAAUCUUUAUAUAGCUUGCAUAACAAUGGUCUUUUGUUAAAGUGUUCUUUAGCUGGUAUAAAGACGUAUGCACGUGACUAAUUUCUUACUCAAGAUUGGAUAAUUGCUUCAUGAAUUAUUAAUGAGUUUUUGAAGAAUUUGUAAAAUGGUUUUCUGUAUAAUCUUAAAAAUUCUUUCAAACAAACAAACUUUUCGCCAUGGAUCUGGUAGAACUUUCCAGAAUAAUUGAGUUGGUUUAGUUUAGUUUUAGAAAUAGAAUCUAUACAAUAUGUCAUUGAAUUUUUGACCUUUUCAUCGUAGGAUCCUGUGGUGUUCACAGGCACACUGCGUUUUAAUCUGGAUCCGUUUGGUCAGUACAGUGACGAACAGCUGUGGAAAGCGUUAGAUGUAACUCAUCUUAAGACGUAUGUCUCAAAUCUUGAAGAUGGUCUUCAACAUGCAGUCAGUGAAGGCGGAGCUAACCUGAGGUUUGACAUGAUAAUCUUUAUUACAGAAGGUGGGGGAGUGCGACCGCCUUCCUCCCAAUAUUUGUAUUAACCAAGUAAUUAACAAGUUCUAUAGCCAUGAUAUUUUACCAUGUGCAUUAAAUCUGAACCAUAGUUUUAAAAGGACUGAAAUUUAUAGCAGCAAAAUGGUAGAAACUGUAUAAACGUUAAUUUUUGCCGUUGAGCAGCCCGCGAGCAGCUGCUGAGUUGAGAUAAUAUAGUAGUGG
This is a messenger RNA of Paramuricea clavata, 5415 nucleotides long. The record is from the annotation of a GenBank genome assembly. NCBI's taxonomy places the organism in Eukaryota, Metazoa, Cnidaria, Anthozoa, Malacalcyonacea, Plexauridae.